CCGCGCGCCGCGGCCCCGGCGGGCGGCGGGCCGGCGGGAGGUGUCUUGAUCUUCUGAGAUGUCAGUGGAACGAGUGCGUGGUCUUGAAGAUUAGUUAUACAUUAAUCUUGUCUUCUCCAUACUCAUCAUGAACAGUCCUCAUACAAUGGAUGAUUUGGGCAACCUCCUUCCUCUUGUGGGUGAAAGUGGUGAAGCAGCUAAUUCACAAGAAAUACUAAAACUUUUGAUGGAUGAAAAAAUGCGAAGUGAGCACCACAAAGCAAAUUAUCAAACUCUAAGGGCAGAACAUCUAAGAUUACAAGAGGAUUAUACCAAAUCACAAGAUGAACUAAAACGGUUGUUAGUUGAAAAACAGGCUGUACAUGACAAAUUUCAGCAGCUUCUUGCUGACUUUCAAGAGCAGUUGCUGGCUAAAACACAAGAGCUGGAACAAGUGAAGCAGCAGGUGCUAACUCCUCAAAAAUUAGAACGGUUAAAAGCAAAAAUAUAUGAGGAAUUGGAGUCUCCUAUGAGAGAACGUUAUCAGAAGCUAGAAAAUGAAGUAGAAAAAUAUAGAACACUAUAUAACAAACUUCGUUAUGACCAUACUUUUCUGAAAUCGGAAUUUGAGCAUCAAAAGGAAGAACAUGCACAUAUUUUAGAAGAGAAGAAAAUAAAAUAUGAGGCUGAGAUUGCAAGACUGGAUAAAGAUAAGGAAGAACUCCACAAUCAGCUGCUUAGCAUUGAUCCCACAAGGGACAGUAAACGUGUGGAGGCACUUUCUAGAGAAAAGGCACAACUGUGUCAGAAACUAAAAGCCUUAGAAGCAGAAGUAGAAGAACUAAGAGCAGAAAGACACAACUGUGUUGUGCAAGCAGAAAAUGUUCAAAGAGUACAAGCACGACAGUUGUCUGAGAUGCAGACCAUGAUGCGAUCUCUAGAGGCAGAAAAGAAGUCUGCUGAACUGCAGGUUGAUCGCAUUGAGAAGGAACUGCAGACAAGUCAUGAGCAAAGCAUUCUCUUAACUAGCAAACUUCACAAAUGUGAACGAGAAGUCAAUUCCUUAACUGCACAAGUAAAAGAACUUAAACAUUCGCAUAAGUUGGAAGUAACAAAUGUCAAACUGGAGGCAGCAAGAACAAAAAGUGAAGUAGAAAGAGAAAGAAACAAGAUUCAAAGUGAAAUGGAUGGAUUGCUGUCUGACAAGGAAAUUCUUACUGCAGCUGUUGAACGUCAUAAAGUGCUUUUAGUAGAAAAGGAUCGGGAGCUAAUUCGUAAAGUGCAAGCUGCCAAAGAGGAAGUUUUUGACAAUAUUGCAGCCUUACAGAAUGAAAAGUUAGAACUCGAGAACAGAUUAGCUGAUCUAGAGAAGAUGAAACUGGAGCAAGAUUCUUGGAGACAAUCUGAAAAGGAUCAGUAUGAAGAGAAACUACGUGCUGUGCAGAUGGCAGAAGAAUCUAGCAAAAAGGAACUUCAACGUUUGCGAUUAAAGAUUCAACAGCAGGCUAUGCAGACAGAAGAGCUGGAAGAAAAGAAAUGUGAAAAUGCUAAUCUGAAACAGCAAAUAAAUGAUAUCCAACUCCAGCUUGCCUCACUUUCUCAAUCAGAAAAGGAUUUGCUGGAAUCUAAUCAGAAGUUGAAGGAAAUAAUAGAGAGAUUGAAACAAGAAUGUCAACAUGCAAGGGCUCAGGCAGAGAAAGCUCAACUGGAAACAGAGAAGACUUCAGAAUACCAACGUAUGGAAUGGCUGCAGGAGAAGCAUAUGCUUACUCAGCGCAUCACAGAGUAUGAAGAGAAAUACAAGCAAAUGAAGAACAAGCUCUGUCGAGCUGCUGUUGCUCAGAAAAAGAGAAAGACUCUCAAUGACAAUAAACAAAGGAGGAUGCAUGAGAAAAUAGAACUUUUGGAAGCCAAGAUGGAAGAACUAGAAAAAGAAAAUCAGGUGUUAAAUAGACAGAAUGUUUCCUCUGAAGAAUAUGCUCGUCUACAGAAGAGGCUAAAGGACUUGCAACGUCGGCACAAUGAAUUCCGGAGUAUAAUCCUGAAUCCUGACAUACCAUCACUCAAUCCAGUCAGUGUAACGCCAUCGUCCGCCUUGCCUCCUGGGCCUGCAGCGUCCUUCUCCUUUCUUCAGGAGGAGCAGCAUCAAAGAGAGCUUGCCCUGCUUGGCAAGCGAUUGGAAGAACUCGAAACCAGACAAAGAAAACAGCUGGAAGAUCUUGGGCCAUCUAGGGAGCGGGUAAUGGUGGGAUGCAGGGACUUGGCAAGAAAUAAGUUCACUGGAGAAGAUGAAGCACAAAGUGAGGACUCCAAAUAAAAUCUGCAUACUCGCGAUGCUGUUAGCUUUCAAUAAUUUAUCCUUUGUACAUGCUUUUCAUAUUUUGCCAAAAACAUGGUUGUAUGUGCCUGAAUAGCAUAGAAUAUAUUCUGCAUAAUUACCGCUUUGUGGAUCAGCUUGUUUUACUGCUGGGUCUAAGGACCAGCAGGUCUAAGGACUUUUUCCCACUGGGAAUCAUAAAAAGAAUAUGCAGGGUUGCCAUUCAUGACAGGGCUGCACCCUGAAUUUGUGUUACCAGUGCAGUGAUAUUUAGCAUAGCAGCAGUUACAGGCUCAAUAUUGGGAUUUAAUUGCAGACAGUUUUCCUGGUUUUCCCCUUCUCUGAAGUGCUGCUUCUCUGGACAAUGUGGGAAGUCCCUUCUACUAUAAGCCAAGAUCAGGUGUGGGAUGAUGAAGCUGAAUAGCCACAAGUCUGUGGGAUCUGAUGUGCAUCUCAGGGUCCUCAGGGAACUGGCAGAUGUUGUUGUGUUUGGAAGUUAUGGCAAUCAGGUGAUGCCCUCAGUGACUGGAAAAAGGGAAACAUUGCUCCCAUUUUUAAAAAGGGAAGAAAGGAUGAACCAUGAAAUUACAGACCAGUGUGCCUCACCUCUCUCUGGGAUGAUCAUGGAGCAGAUCCUUCUAGAAGAUGUGCCGAGGCAAGUAAAAGACAAGGAGGGCAGUCAAGGUAGCCAUCAUGGCUUUACUAUGGGCAAAUUGUGCCUGAGCAAUAUGGCCUUCUAUGGUGGAGUGACAGCAACAGUCAACCAGGGAACACCAACAAAUGUCACAAUGCAGACUUCUGUAAAGCCUUUGAUAUGGUCCCACAUGACAUGGCUGAUCUCCAGAUUGAAGAGACAUGGAUCUGAUGGAUGGACACAGCCAGAGUUGUAGUCCAUGGCUCUAUGUCCAGGUAGUGGAUGGUGAUGAGUGGGGUCCCUUAGAGCUCACUCUUGGGACUGAUGCUCUUUAGUACCUUCAUUGAUGACAGACACUGAGAGUGAGUGCAGCCUCAGCAGGGUUGAUGACAGAAAGCUGAGUUCUGCAGCUGGCACAACAGAAGAAUGGCAUCCAGGAGUGGGCCCAUGGGGACAUUAUGUAGGUCAGCAAGUCCCAGUGCAAGGUGCUGCAUCUGGGUAGGGAAAAUCCCAAAUGUGAAUACAGACUGGGAAAAGAAGUCACUGAGACCAGCCCUGCAGAGAAGGACAGUGGAGUUCUCGUGGAUGAAGGUACAUUCACAGCCCAUAAGCCCAACCACAUCCUGGGCUGCAGCAUGGCUAGCAGGGCAAGGGAGGCUUCAGAGAUACUAUUUUUCUAGUAUCUGAAGGAGGCUCUAAAACAGAGAGGGACUUUUUCCUGUGUCCAGAGAGUGUCAGGACAAAGAGCAACAAUUUUAAACUGAAAAGAGUAGGUUUAGAUAUUAGGAAGAAAUCCUUUACUUUGGAGGUGAUGAGGCACUGGAACAAGUUGUCCAGAGAAGUGGAUGCCUCAUUCCUGAAAGUGUUCAAGGCCAGGCUGUGGAUGGGGCUUUGAGCAGCAUGUACUAGUGGAACGUGUGCCUGCCCAUGGCAGGGGUAUUGGAACCAGAUAAUUGGUCCUUUCCAAUGCAAACUAUUCUAUGAUUAUGUGAACCAUUGCCAGGACUCCUUCUUGGUAAGGUUUGUUUUGCAGUAUUUUUCCAGAAAGUCAAAACAUUAGAUAAUCUCAGCACAAGAAACUUUGAAAAAUAUUUUUCAAGGUUUGGGUUGUUUAAAAUAAAACUGACAUUUAAUAUAAAAAUUAAAACAAAGUUUUUAUAAAUCCUUUAAUACUUAUCUGAUUACUACCUCUUACUGCUUCAUUGUGAAAGUUAAUGUAUGCUACUCUGGGUUGGAGUUUUGAUCACUAACAAUAUUGGUAUUUUGAUGCAGAUAAAAAGGAUAAAAUGAAACUUAAAAAGCUCUGAAAACUUCUAUUUCUUUCCCUUGACAAUGUGCCUCUUGUAUUUCUAUAAUGGGAAUAGGCAAUAAUUGGAUUUUUUAAUAUAAUAUAGCAGAGAUUAGUAUAACGAAUUGCCUUCAUAUUAUGUAAGUGUAAGUCUAUAUUUAGUCCUACUCUAAUUUUUUAACUUAACUACAACAAAAAUAUUCUAGGUUGAAUAUAUUUUUUUAGUUCAUUAUCAGUCCAGUAAAAGAAAUUUGUGAAGGAUCAGUUAUUUAUCUAAAUUUUUUUACCCAAUAAUCCAAUAAUGAUGACUUUCCUGGAACUGGAGGACUUUUUAAAUCUAGGUUUUGUUUGUUUGUAUUUGGUUUGUGGUUGAUGUUGUUUUCACAAUACUGCAACAAAAAUAUGGGACAGUGAGAAUGCACUGUGUAGUGUCUUGUAAUAGGUUAUUGCAUAUUGCUGUUAGACUGUAGGAAUAAUGAAAGAAUGACACUGGUGUUGACUCAA
Lonchura striata (white-rumped munia) is the source of this 4722-nucleotide messenger RNA. RefSeq names its product centrosomal protein 83 (gene CEP83). The record is from RefSeq and is a predicted model, not a curated record. Gene Ontology annotation, biological process: establishment of centrosome localization; cilium assembly. Lineage: Eukaryota; Metazoa; Chordata; Aves; Passeriformes; Estrildidae. Gene Ontology annotation, cellular component: centriole; ciliary transition fiber; Golgi apparatus.